Molecule: messenger RNA, 1332 nt
Organism: Pterocles gutturalis (yellow-throated sandgrouse)
Lineage: Eukaryota; Metazoa; Chordata; Aves; Pterocliformes; Pteroclidae
Gene: DNAJC25
Product: DnaJ (Hsp40) homolog, subfamily C , member 25
Exons: 3
Coding region: 39-755 (238 amino acids)
Biological process (GO): protein folding
Cellular component (GO): endoplasmic reticulum membrane
Source: RefSeq, a predicted model, not a curated record
UCCUGUAGGAUGAAGAAACACGUAAAGAUUAUGACUACAUGUUGGAUCAUCCGGAAGAAUAUUACAGGCAUUAUUAUCACUACUACAGCAGGAGAUUGGCACCUAAAGUGGAUGUCAGAAUAGUGAUUCUAGUUACGGUGUGUGCCAUCUCUGUGUUUCAGUUCUUCAGCUGGUGGAGUAGUUACAAUGAAGCGAUCAACUACCUAUCUACAGUGCCAAAAUACCGCAUACAAGCUACUGAGAUUGCCAGGCAACAAGGUUUACUCAACAAGACAAAAGAAAAAGGCAAGAACAGGAGGUCUAAAGAAGAAAUUCGUGAAGAAGAGGAAGAGAUCAUCAAAGACAUUAUUAAAAAUAAAAUAGAUAUAAAAGGCGGUUAUCAGAAGCCCAAGAUAUAUGAUAUCCUUCUAUUUCAGAUCCUUCUCGCUCCUUUUUACUUGUGCAAAUACAUAGUUUGGUACUGCUGGUGGAUUUACUGUUUCACUAUUAAAGGGCAAGAGUACGGUGUGGAAGAGAAGCUGUAUAUCAUACGAAGGUACAUGAAAAUGUCUCAGUCUCAGUUUGACAGCCUAGAAGAUCAUCAAAAAGAGACCUUUCUUGAGCGGCAGCUGUGGAUACGGGAAAACUAUGAGGUCUAUAAACGAGAACAAGAGGAGGAGUUAAAGAAGAAGAUGGCCAUGGAUCCCCGAUGGAAGCGAUACCGGAGGUGGAUGAAGAAUGAAGGACCUGGAAGACUGACUUUUAUUGAUGAUUGAAAAAAGUUGCUGAACAAAAUGUGAGCUUAUGUUGAAAGUGAUUUGCAAAACUUUUCACUACAUCAUUCAGAGUUUUGUCUGCUGUGGCUCAGCAGGGAUCUAAAACUCAGGAAUUAUUAAAUCAGGCCGAAAAAUAAUACAGGUUUACCAUUUUUAUAAAUCAGAUGUAUUAGACUCAGCUUAAUGUAUAUAUGCUGUUUACCUGGGGAUUUCAGUGUGGAAUUCAUUAUUCCAGACAAUGUAUUUUCUCUGCAUUUUUCAUGUUCAUGACCAAUGGAACUGUAACUUUAGUCUUUCUGAAGAUGUUUCUAGAUCAGUCCUUGAAUGUCCUGUUUUUCCUUUUUAAACUGAAGGGUUCUUGUAAAUGGAUACUGGAAAUGUUUGUAAAGGAUUCUGAAGUAAGGGCCAUUUUCUGUUUUCCUCUCUUUCCCCCUACUUUUCAGUCUAAUUUCUAAGAUGCCAAAUGGUUUUUUGGUGUAAACAAUAUGGGGAUUAUACCAGACUUCUUCUUUUUGCUAUUCCUGCUCCAGUUGGAAAUUAAUUUUAUUCUUUGUGGGAAUAAAUGAUGCAUGAUUGA